AUGGCCAAAUCGAAAUCCAUUUUAUGUAUCUUUUUUUCCUACUCUGUAGCCCCCACUGUUAUUACAUGUUUUACCAGAGGACUUGAUCUUAGAAAGGAUCAAGCAUAUGUCAUUUGUCCAGCAAACUGUCAUAUAUGGCAGUUCUACGUCUAUGGAAAUAUUGAGUAUGCCUCUGUCUCUAGUAUCUGUGGAGCUGCCAUUCACAGAGGUGUGAUCUCCACUUCUGGUGGGUCUGUAAGAGUGCAAAUGUUACCAGGCCAUGAGAACUACUCUGCAAUAUAUUCCAAUGGAAUCCAGUCCCAAGUCCUCUCUAGGUCGACAUCGUCAUUUUCAGUAGCUAGUGCUAAAAGCGGAGCCCUUGAAGCAGCUGGGCGUCCUAUUUCAACAGCACGGCCAUUUACAGGAAAACGACCUAAAAAAACUGUUGUGAAAAAGUCUGGAAACAAAGAUUGUAAAGCCGAUAUUGCUUUUCUGAUUGAUGGAAGCUACAAUAUUGGGCAGCGUAGAUUUAAUUUGCAGAAGAACUUUGUUGGGAAAGUAGCAGUGAUGUUGGGAAUUGGAACUGAAGGACCACAUGUGGGAGUAGUACAAGCCAGUGAUUAUCCAAAAACUGAAUUUUAUCUGAACAACUUCACUGCUUCAAAAGAUGUUUUAUUUGCCAUAAAAGAAAUAGCUUUCAAAGGAGGCAAUUCCAAUACAGGUAAAGCCUUGAAACACACAGCACAAAGAUUUUUUUCUGUUGAAAAUGGGGUACGCAAAGGCAUUCCUAAAAUCAUCAUAGUUUUCUUAGAUGGCUGGCCAUCAGAUAAUUUGGGAGAAGCUGGUAUAUUGGCCAGAGAAUUUGGUGUUAAUGUAUUCAUUGUGUCUAUUGCAAAGCCUACACCUGACGAACUGGGUAUGAUUCAAGAUCUAAAUUUUGUUGAAAAGGCAGUCUGUCAAAAUAAUGGAUUCUUUUCCUACAACAUACCAACUUGGUUUGGUACCACUAAGUAUGUGAAACCUCUUGUUCAAAAACUAUGCGCACAUGAACAAAUGUUAUGCAGCAAGACUUGCUAUAACUCCGUCAACAUAGCUUUCCUGAUAGACGGUUCUAGCAGUGUUGGUGACAAUAACUUCCGCCUCAUGCUUGAAUUUAUUGGUAAUGUUGUCAAAUCCUUUGAGAUCACAGAUAUUGGUGCCAAAAUUGCAGUUGUUCAGUUCACUUAUGAUCAGCGCACAGAGUUCAGCUUUACAGACUAUGUGACAAAGGAAAAGGUUCUUUCAGGGCUUCAAGAGAUCCGCUAUAUGAGUGGUGGCACUGCUACAGGAGACGCCAUUACUCAUGUAACCAGAAAUGUGUUUGCACCUGUGAGAGAUGGACCCAACAAAAAUUUCCUGGUAAUUUUGACUGAUGGUCAGUCCUAUGAUGAUAUCCGAGGGCCUGCAGCUGCUGCUCAUAAAGCAGGUAUCAGCAUAUUCUCUGUUGGCAUUGCUUGGGCUCCACUGGAAGAUUUAAAAGAUAUGGCAUCUGAACCUAAAGAAACACAUAUCUUCUUCACAAAGGAAUUUACUGGACUGGAGCAGAUUGUGCCUAAUAUUGUAAGAGCAAUUUGCAGAGAUUUUUUGGGAUUCAAACAAUGAACAAAAGUCUGAAGGCGCUGAUUCUAAGUACAUCUGCAAAACCAAAAUCUCUAGAGUAUAAGAUGUUCUGUUAUUCUAGCACACAGAGUUACGUGUUGGAUUGGCUUACAAAGGGCUUACUAUUGCACUGUCUUUAGGCAAAGCUUCAAUUAAAGUCAGUGUAUUAUUUUUGCCUGAAUAAAUAGUAGAGAAC
This is a messenger RNA of Candoia aspera, 1813 nucleotides long. It is a transcript of the gene COCH, whose product is annotated as cochlin. NCBI's taxonomy places the organism in Eukaryota, Metazoa, Chordata, Lepidosauria, Squamata, Candoiidae. The coding region runs from base 1 to 1620 and encodes 539 amino acids. The transcript is spliced from 10 exons. The record is from RefSeq and is a predicted model, not a curated record.